AUGAGCCAGCGCGUAUCGCGCCCGGUAGCGCGAUACCGUCCAGGUCAGGCACCUGUACAUACAGAAAAGGACUCCUCGUCAUCAUCUUCAUCAGACGAAGAAGCCGCGCCCCGCGUACAGCAACGCGUGUCGUUGCCUAGCCGCGUGACAAGCGCACCAAGACCGCCACCAUCAUCGGCGGCAACAUGGAUCCAUCCGCCACCACAAGUACCACAGGGACCUCAGCUGGAGCUGAGUGAGUAUGAAACUGACACAGAUGAUGAGUCCGAUGAUAGAGAAGGCGAGAGUCGUAAUCAUGGCCCUAAUCCUUCACUCAAGCUUGCAUCAUUCUCAGAGGCUCAGAAACCUCCUCGUACCCCGAUGACCAGCGCAUCAUCUAGGCUGGCACCACCACCCCGGUUGAACAAGCAGGCACUUCCUCCUUCAUCUGUUACUUUGGGUGAAGUUUCUGCUGCUGGAGCGCAUGAGAAUUCCAUCAAAGCAGAGAGCGGCUCUGAUUCUGAGAGCGAAUCUGGCACCGAGAGCGAGUCUCCAAGCGAGAGUGAUGAAAUGCCUGCUCCGCUGCCUAAACCUAUCUUUGUAUCAAAACGCGAUCGAGUAACACACGCGUCCGGUCCAACUGAACAUGUGGAAUCGACGAGGCGUGGGGUCGAAGAAAAGCGCAUUCAUCGGGAGCGAGCGCAUGAACUUGCGGCCCAGCGCAUUGUCCGAGACAUGCAGGAAAGGGAACACGAAGAUUCGCAGUGCGAGGUAGAUGAUACGGAUGGCAUGGAUCCAGAGGCAGAAUUUGCCGCCUGGCGCAUCCGAGAACUGGCGCGGCUUGAACGUAUUCGACAAGCCGAGCGCAUGCGUGAGAGCCAAGAGGCUGAAAAAGCGCGACGUCGCGCAAUGCCUGAGCAUGAGCGACUUGCGGAGGACCUCGCUCACGCACGACACACACGCGCGGCGAAGCAGCGAGGGCACCAGGGCUUUAUGCAGAAGUAUUACCACAAGGGUGCAUUUUUCCAGGAUAUGGAUAUUCUACAGCGCGACUAUACGCACAGCACGGUCGAUGCCGUGGAUAAGAGUCAGUUACCGCACAUAAUGCAGAAGCGCAACUUUGGAAAGCGGAGCCAAAGCAAGUGGACGCAUCUGGCUGGUGAAGAUACCACGCGUCAAAAGGAAGGCGAGCCUGACUUGAGAAUGCAAGGCGCUUACCUAGCUCAAAGACAUGUGCGUUGA
This is a messenger RNA of Malassezia globosa CBS 7966, 1221 nucleotides long. RefSeq lists its product as uncharacterized. Gene Ontology annotation, cellular component: U2-type spliceosomal complex. Gene Ontology annotation, biological process: mRNA splicing, via spliceosome. The transcript has 2 exons. The record is from RefSeq and is a predicted model, not a curated record. The coding region runs from base 1 to 1221 and encodes 406 amino acids. Lineage: Eukaryota; Fungi; Basidiomycota; Malasseziomycetes; Malasseziales; Malasseziaceae. Gene Ontology annotation, molecular function: RNA binding.